Messenger RNA from Cokeromyces recurvatus, 921 nucleotides. Its product is annotated as Alpha/Beta hydrolase protein. The coding region runs from base 1 to 921 and encodes 306 amino acids. The record is from RefSeq and is a predicted model, not a curated record. Gene Ontology annotation, biological process: piecemeal microautophagy of the nucleus; macroautophagy; neutral lipid catabolic process. Lineage: Eukaryota; Fungi; Mucoromycota; Mucoromycetes; Mucorales; Mucoraceae. Gene Ontology annotation, molecular function: glycerophospholipase activity. The transcript is spliced from 5 exons.
AUGACAAACAAUGCUUAUUUGGAUAUUAAUUUGAAUGAUACAGAAUGGUAUGAUAUUGAGCCACCUUGGCAAUUGAAUAAUUCGUUUGGUUGGGAUUCUGAUGGUAUUCGAGGCCAUAUUUUUGCUAAUGACGACGAUUCUUUGAUUGUUAUCAGUAUAAAAGGUACAAGUGCAGGAUUAUGGACAGGUGGACCAACAGGAGAAAAAGAUAAGCUUAAUGAUAAUAUGUUGUUUUCUUGUUGUUGUGCAAGGAUUAGUAGAGCUUGGACACCAGUAUGUAAUUGUUUUAAAGGAAACGAAUACAAAUGCGAAUUGAGUUGUUUACAAAAGAAUAUCGACCAAUCCGAAUUAUAUUAUGACCAUGCACUGGAUAUAUACAAAGAUGUUUACGGGAAAUAUAAAACCAGUUCAAUAUGGAUUACAGGUCAUUCUUUAGGUGGUGCAUUAGCUAGUUUAGUUGGACAAACAUUUGGGGUUCCUGCUGUUACGUUUGAAAUACCCGGAGAUAGAUUAGCAUCCACUAGACUACAUUUGCCACAUAGUCCUGGUAUUAAUUUACCAAUUUGGCAUUUUGGUCAUACAGCAGAUCCUAUCUUUGUUGGUGUAUGCACAGGUCCUUCUAGUAGUUGUUGGUAUGGUGGAUAUGCUAUGGAAUCUCGUUGUCAUACAGGUAAAGUAUGUAUUUGGGAUACAGUAAAGGAAAAUGGAUGGAGAGUAGAUAUUAGGUUACAUCGAAUACAUGAUGUUAUCGAAAAUAUCUUAAAACAACCUGAUUCAUUUCCUUUACCCCACUGUGUUGAAGAAGAAGAUUGUGCAGAUUGUGGCUUAUGGGACUUUUAUGAUGAAAGAGAUGUUCCAUUCACCACUACUGACGCAACUCUAAACAGUAAAGCAACGAUUCCUCCUAUCAUGAAUUUAUGA